Molecule: messenger RNA, 513 nt
Organism: Hyaloperonospora brassicae
Lineage: Eukaryota; Oomycota; Peronosporomycetes; Peronosporales; Peronosporaceae
Source: the annotation of a GenBank genome assembly
AUGGGUGACAGUCUCUGCAGUAUGGGGGUUGGAAGGCAAAUUGCAAAGAAGAUAUUAUGUAGCCGGCGUGCGAUUUUGUCAUCGCGGUAUGCCGUGCUUGCCAAACCAAAUGAGGCCGACGACGAAGAAGACGAGGCGGGUGUUUCUGCACCUUUAUCUGCACUCGAUGAAUCAUCUACGAGCCUUUCAGGAGCGUUCGCGGCCGAACGCCACUCUGAAACGGUCACUGACUUUGCGGUCCAGCUUCGGCUGAUAAAGAAAAUGCCACCGAAGCUCCCGCUGAUGCCUCAAUUGGUGGCGCUUAAACCGAAGAAACGGACCGAGCUUCUGAAGAGUAUUAGCCAAGUAGAAGAUUACUGUGGUUCUCGUGUAUUGCCGAGGCUGCCAGAUGAAGUUAAUCUGGGGCCCGAACUGUACGAUAUUAUCCAACAGCAGUUGGAUAUUCUGCCUUUUAAGACGCCGGCGAACGGUAAUUGUAUGACCAGGGCAUUGGCCCAGGCUCUACUAAAAUAG